Molecule: messenger RNA, 1651 nt
Organism: Sesamum indicum (sesame)
Lineage: Eukaryota; Viridiplantae; Streptophyta; Magnoliopsida; Lamiales; Pedaliaceae
Product: Transmembrane amino acid transporter family protein
Source: RefSeq, a predicted model, not a curated record
GUGAAGUUGGCCAAUAGAAGGGCCAUUUACCACCCUUUACACUAUAAGUGAUCAACCACUACAAAUAGCCUAUGAUAGCAACUCAACUCCUGCAUUCUUGGUGUGCUAGCUGUUGCUAAGGUUGCAAGAAUGGUUUCAGCUUCUCCUCCACAGCCCAAAGAAGUUCCGUCGGAUGAGAAAUGGGCAGAAAACGGCCCCCCUCGCGAGGCAGAGUGGUGGUACUCGACCUUUCACACCGUCACAGCCAUGGUUGGUGCUGGAGUUCUCAGCUUGCCAUAUGCCAUGGCUUACUUAGGAUGGGGACCUGGAACAUUUGUGAUGAUACUAUCAUGGUGCAUCACCUUGCACACCAUGUGGCAAAUGACACGGCUCCACGAAUGCGUUCCUGGGAUUCGUUUCGACCGAUACUACGACCUGGGACGACAUGCCUUUGGGCCAAGACUCGGGCCCUGGAUAGUGCUGCCUCAGCAACUCAUUGUCCAGGUGGGCUGUGAUAUUGUGUAUAUGGUCACUGGAGGGAAGUGCCUCAAGAAAUUCAUGGAAAUAGUCUGCACCACUUGCACCCCUAUCAGGCAAUCUUACUGGAUUUGCAUCUUUGGAGGCCUUCAUUUUUUCCUCUCUCAGCUGCCUGACUUCAAUUCUGUCACUGGUGUUUCGUUGGCGGCUGCAAUCAUGUCACUAUGCUACUCAACUAUAGCCUGGGCGGGCAGCCUUAGCAAGGGACAAGCCCCGAACGUGAGCUACGCGUACAAGAAGACGAGUGGGGCUGAUGCCAUGUUCAGGGUCUUCAAUGCUUUGGGGCAGAUCACAUUUGCUUAUGCUGGCCAUGCAGUCGUGCUGGAGAUUCAGGCCACCAUUCCAUCCACUCCUGAGAAGCCCUCAAGGGUGCCGAUGUGGAAAGGCGUUGUCUUGGCCUAUUUCGUUAAUGCAAUAUGCUACUUCCCUGUCGCCCUGAUCGGGUAUUGGGCGUUUGGACAAGAAGUCCCUGAUAACGUACUGGUGGCGCUUGAGAGGCCGGCAUGGCUCAUUGCGGCUGCUAAUCUGAUGGUGGUUGUUCAUGUCAUCGGAAGCUAUCAGGUUUACGCAAUGCCGGUGUUUGACAUAAUGGAGAGAAGCAUAGUGAAGAGAUUGAACAUUUCACCUGGAUUUGCUCUCAGGCUCAUUGUUCGUUCUGCCUAUGUUGCUUUCACCCUAUUCAUUGGUGUGACUUUCCCUUUCUUCGGUGACCUCCUCGGUUUCUUUGGUGGCUUCGGCUUUGCUCCUACUUCUUACUUUCUACCUAGCAUAAUAUGGCUGAAAAUUAUGAAACCACAGAGAUUCAGCCGCUCAUGGAUUAUCAACUGGGCAUGUAUAGUUGUGGGAGUGAUGAUCAUGGUGGCCUCCACCAUCGGCGGCCUGCGAAAUAUCGUUGCUGAUUCCUCCACUUAUGAUUUUUACUCCUAAUUAUUGCGCUACUUAAUUUUCACUCUUCUCUUCUGUUGUGUUCGUAGGAUUAAUUAAGAAUUAUUAAUGUUGUUGAGCGUUUAAGGUCGUCAUCUGCCAUAUGUUGUUAAUGUAUUAUUAUUCCAUAUAUGUAAGUGUAUACUAUUCGCAUGUUAAAGUCAUGUCAAUUUCGAUCCACAAUCAAUCAAUUUCUACUUCCACACUUUGA